Messenger RNA from Dentiscutata erythropus, 294 nucleotides. The record is from the annotation of a GenBank genome assembly. Lineage: Eukaryota; Fungi; Glomeromycota; Glomeromycetes; Diversisporales; Gigasporaceae.
CUUUUGACAGUUUCAUGUCGCUUUGGAUCACUUUUGGGUUGCCUUUUUGAAUUGUCAUUUUCGGAAUCAUCCUUUGGAGUUACUAGGCUAAGAGUCGUUGCUUUUGGUGUUGCUCUUUUGGAGUCUCAUCGUGGAUUUUGGUGUUCUGUCGUUUUUGCCUUUGUCCAUUUUGCCGUUGCUUUAGAGUCGUUAAUUCUGGUGCAUUGUCAUUUUGCUCUUAUUCAUUUUGUCGUCACUUGGAGUCACUCUUUUGAAGUUGUCACUAGAGUCGUCGUUCUUGGUGCUUUGUUUUAG